AUGGGGCUUGCCACACAAGCAGAUCGUGCUGAUGAAUCCUUUCCGGUCUGCACCGCCCUCAGGGCCUCCUACGUGCAGGUGCUGGAAAUUCAAGAGAAGAUCGAAAGUCUUUGCUUUUCAGGAAAUCAGGUGUACGUUGGGACGGCCGUUGGAAACCUGUUCCAGUUUGGACUUCCCUCACACGUUGAUUCUGAGGACAAGGACCUGAGAGCUGUUCAAGUUGGAGUUGUACGUCUCUCCACCAGGAGACCGGUGGAACAGGUUUGCGCCACCGAGCGCUUUGUCUUCACUUUGCUGGAUGGAGUUCUGAAUGUGUUGCCAGCUGAUAUCCAGUCUGCCGCAGCAGUGGAGCUUUGCAAGGAUGUGAAGCAAAUCUGCCUUCACAGCGGCAGCUCGGGUGAAGAGGUCAGCGGAGAGAUCUGUGUGGCGACGCGGAAGAAGUUGAUCAUCUUCGCAAACAAAGGGACCACCUUUGAGCAGAGACAGGAAGCAGAGCAGGGUCUUCUUGAUUCCAUCCUCAAGCUGAUGCGUCGGGUGACAAUUCCUGCCAGCCUUGAAGAAGAUGAGAAAGAGCUUGUGAUUGAUGUGGACAUGGGCAUAGCCAAUGAAUCUGGAGUUUGUGUUUGGGAUUCGGCUCUCUGUUUGGGAGAGAUGCUGAUCAAGGAGCAGAGAAGUUUGCAAUCCCUGCAGGGCCGCAUGUCACGACUCGACCCCUCGUACUCAGGGGAUCAUGCUGAUGCCAUUGAAUUGGACUGGGGAGAUGCUCCGGCGAUCUCUGGCAUCAAUACGGUGAUUAUGUCCGAUUGCGUGUAUCUUCGGGAAGCUUGUCCCCUUCUGCUGGAAACCUUGAAUGCCUUGGCGCCGGACCAAAUUAUCUGGGCCCAAGAAAUGCGGGGCAUUGAAGAGGACUGA
Molecule: messenger RNA, 912 nt
Organism: Cladocopium goreaui
Lineage: Eukaryota; Dinophyceae; Suessiales; Symbiodiniaceae
Source: the annotation of a GenBank genome assembly